Messenger RNA from Prunus armeniaca (apricot), 777 nucleotides. NCBI's taxonomy places the organism in Eukaryota, Viridiplantae, Streptophyta, Magnoliopsida, Rosales, Rosaceae. The record is from the annotation of a GenBank genome assembly.
AUGCCCCUCUCAGGGAAGCACAGCAUGACCACCCUCACUCCUGCAAAUUCUUCAUCAAGAUGGUGCCCAACCCCAGAGCAACUGAUGAUCCUUGAGGAGAUGUACAGGGCUGGCAUCAGAACCCCCAAUGCCUCUCAAAUCCAACACAUCACUGCCCAGCUCUCCCUCUAUGGCAAGAUUGAGGGCAAAAAUGUAUUUUACUGGUUCCAGAACCACAAGGCCAGGGACAGGCAGAAGCUCAGGAGGAAGCUUUGUAAGCAACUGCAGCAACAGCAACUUCUCUAUAAUCACCACCACAAUUAUCAUAAUUACCAUAAUAACCCUUAUCAUCAUCAUCAUCACCACCAGCAGCAGCAGCAGCAGCAGCAGCAGAGCCUUCUUGGGUACCUUGACCAUCUCAGCCCUCCUGCUUCUUCUUCUACUCUUCAACAACUUUCCAACUGUCAUAACUACUCAUCAGCUGGCUUUCUUCCCCCUCCUCAGGUGGGAGUUGAAGAUGCCUUGAUGAAGCACGCGUGGAAGAUGGAGAUCCCACAGAGGGUGGAGAUGGAGAAGUCCGUGAUGAGUAUGUACGGCCGUGAUUGGAUGAUGAUGAUGAUGGAGGAUGUGGGCCCACCCUCUCCAUGUUGUAGUACUAGUACAAGAACUACUACUACUAGACAACCCCUCAAGACCCUUCAACUCUUCCCCAUCACCGCCACCAAUCUCAAAGAAGAAUCCUCACCCUCCUCCUCCAAUCCUCUCUCUCCUCCCACCACCCCCACACCAAAUUACUAA